UCCCUUGUCAACCUAAUGAAGCAUUCAAAGAAGACAUCUGACUCUUUUCGAGAUGAACUUGAAGAUUAUAUCAAACUGCAGAAAGCCAGAGGCUUAGAGCCAAAGACUUGUUUCAGAAAGAGGAGAGAGGAUUAUUUGGAAACCUGUGGAUACAAAGAAGAGGUUAAUUUUAGACCCAGGUGUAGAAUGUUUGAUCAAAGACUCCCUUAUGAACCCAUCCAGACCUACGGAAGACCAUGCAAUAUUUCACAAGCAGUGGAGAAGCGGUUACCUCAGUGGCUACCAGCUCAUGACAGCAGGCUGAGACUAGACUCCCUGAGCUACUGUCAAUUCACCAGGGACUGUUUCUCAGGAAAACCAGUAGCCCUGAACUUUAGUCAACAAGAGUACAGCUGUAGCUCAUACAGUGUAGAAUCUGGAGUUUACAGGCACCUCUCCUUAGAAAACAGUACCAGUGCCCAUCAAGCUAGUUAUAAACAGACACAUCAGAAGAGAAAAAGACACCCAGAGGAAGGCCGGGAAAAACCAGAAGAGGAGCGGCCCAAGCAUAAGAGGAAGAAAGCUUAUGAGGACAUAGAUUUAGACAAACACAAGAGCAUCCAAAGAAACAAAACAGAGGUGGAAACAGUCAGAGUCAGUACAGUAAAGCUUAAGAACCGAAAGGGCAAGAAAAGCCGAGAUGUAGCCUCUAAGAAAGAGGAACGUAAGCGUAGAAAAGAGAAAAAGGAACAAGGGAAAGAGGGGACAGAAGAGGAUAUGCUUUGGGACCAGGCUAUCCUUGGAUUCUGA
Messenger RNA from Balaenoptera ricei (Rice's whale), 789 nucleotides. Its product is annotated as lysine-rich coiled-coil protein 1-like. The transcript has a single exon. The coding region runs from base 16 to 789 and encodes 257 amino acids. NCBI's taxonomy places the organism in Eukaryota, Metazoa, Chordata, Mammalia, Artiodactyla, Balaenopteridae. The record is from RefSeq and is a predicted model, not a curated record.